Molecule: messenger RNA, 1855 nt
Organism: Dermacentor silvarum
Lineage: Eukaryota; Metazoa; Arthropoda; Arachnida; Ixodida; Ixodidae
Exons: 4
Coding region: 505-1092 (195 amino acids)
Source: RefSeq, a predicted model, not a curated record
AAUCGAAGCUAUGUCUGGCAAGCAUAUAUUGUGAUGACUUCACACUUCAUGCUUUCUCCUGUGAUUUUAUUAUUACUGUGUUCAACUAUAGUGUGGCACUAAAAUGAACCAUAGGCCGCAUAUUUUCUGAUCCCCUCACCAUUUUGCUUUCCUCCUAAGAAUGUACACUUUGUGGCUCGACGCCUCCUUGGCUUGUAUGUCACUUGGUGGUGUGAGCAUUAUCUGCUUCAUUUCCGUUCGAAGGAACACAUGGCAAAAGUCCACUUAUAGAUUAUCGGGUCCACUGAGAGUGUUAGACUCUGUUCUGCCGUUUAUCAUAUUGUUCCCUACUGACUUCAUAACUUAAUGCAAAACCGUUGAAAUCAAUUAAAAGCCGUAUUACUAACAUUUUUGUUGUAUGUAUUACAGGAUUGCAGCCACUUGAUUGUACACGGUGAAACCGUUGAUUCUAUCUCGCUGCACAACGAGUGGCUCCACAAGAAUCCUCACUGCAGGGAUGAGGAGAUGCUGCGACCCAGGCUGCUAGCCACAGCUCAAGAUCGGCACGAGCGCCUAAAAAGCAUGACGCUUGCUGAAGCAUUACUUCUGUACCCAUUUUUGGCAACGGAAGUCUCGCUGCUGGUGGAGUUCGAAACUCUCUUCAAGAGGGCAGCAGCCGACUGCAUUCAAGAUGGCUGCAGUAAAAUGGGGACCGUCAUCCUUGAUCGGGGAAGUCCCGAUGAGGUGGCAACGUUCUCGGAAGUGGCAACUGAGGAACCUGUGCUGGCUGUGCUGGAGUUCGUAGCAGCGCGCUGCAAGGAGCAGCUCGACACCAUCUUCACAACGGAAGCACCACAGCUGACCCCAUCAUUGGUUAGGUCUGAUGGAGCCCUGGACCUCUUUGUGGAUGGCCAGCGGCUCUUCAGUGUGUCGAACUUAUUAGCAGGGAUUGCAUGCCUGUUUUCCUCAUUCUGGGUGUUUCAUAUUGAGUAUCCUAGGAAAGCAUGUAAACAGUUAACAUUCUUGGAACAUGCUUUUUUGAAUCUAAGCCACACAAAGCCACGUGUGAAAGCCCUAGAGCUGAUCAAUUUUUUCAAAGCAUAUAAGCAGUGAUCGAACAGUGGGAAACAUUUGCACUGUCCUGCAGUAUGGUGCAAAGUGUGGGGAUUGAGGAAUGCGCCGUUGCCAUUGUGGUGGCUUCACCUGUUCUGCCAUCCCUACGUUUCCCCCACGGUUCCACUCGCAACAGUUUGCAGUGGGGGCAGGACGCUGACGUCUGGACGCGGCCUUGCUGACUGCCGAGUGUGUCUCUUAUCUCCGGGACCAGUGCAGGGUACGUACAUGAUUUCCUCUCGUCCGCCGACACCUUUGUGACUAGGACUUGAGCUCGUGCGCGGUGCCUUUGCCCGUGCGGGGAGCGCGUACUUUGUGCUAAUCCUUUCCCGACGCUAAGCCGAAGAGCGGUGCCUAGUGCUCGUGUGAGGUCGUGCCACACUUGCUGAAGGAGAUUGCCUGAGCUCUUGCGAGUUGGCCCAUUGGUCAUCACGAGAACAAGUAGCAUUACCGCCAGGACUAUUCCCAACUGCGUGUCCCUGCUUGAGCCUCUGCUUUCGCAGCGAUGUGCUAUAGGUGCUUGUGUCUAUUUUCACUCUUGGUGUGGGACUCCCCCUUUGGUGCCCCGCCUCCCGGGUGUUUGUGCAGUGUUGGUGCCGCCGGAGUCUGUAAACGGUUUCCGUUAACUCAGGGCAAUACCGUGUUCAUGCGUGCGUCGCUCGGUAGCCCCUUGCAGGCUGAGUUCGUGCACAGCGGUGCUGGAGGCGACGGCUGACACGGCCCUGUGGCUCACUAAGCUCGAACCCGCGGUGGUCGGUACUGC